Cottoperca gobio is the source of this 1947-nucleotide messenger RNA. RefSeq names its product ribonuclease MRP subunit p24 (gene rmp24). The record is from RefSeq and is a predicted model, not a curated record. Lineage: Eukaryota; Metazoa; Chordata; Actinopteri; Perciformes; Bovichtidae.
UUUACUCAAUCUCCCGCAAUGCACCGCGAGCAACGUCACAAUCUCGCGACCCAACGUGGAUUUGCAGCAACCCAGCGAAAGAGGUUUAUCGAGAAAUAUAACACAUUUUCAACUAGUUUUGGCAGCUGCAACUACAACAGUGUGUGCGCGAACUUUAUUUUAACCUCCGUUUCCACGUCAUUGGUCGCUUGAACGUUUCCGGAAGAAGUUUUAACUCGGAAGUUUCAGUUGUUCACGAGUCGCACGAGCACACAGCAUGAAAAUUAAGAUUCUUCAAGACCAAAAAUCAGCCAGCUUUCUGUUAGACGCUUCAUUGCUGUACAAAGACAAAUGCCCUGAGCUAUCACGGUUCCUCUUGCAGUGUCCUGUGAAGGCAAACGCACCAUGGAAGCAGAAAUCCUCCAGUCUGCUGCAGAGCGACUCGGUGUGUCCGUACUGUUAUCAUGUGCUGCAGCCUAACAAUUACCGGAUGCGGCUGCGUCCCAAACGGCGUCCAUCAGCACGGGUGCAGAGUGUCCUGCGCAGGAAGGCCAGGGGCAAACGACUCAGCCUGGUGCAGAAAUGUCUGCUGCAACGCUUCCAAAGGUCCUCCUCUGUACUGAUGGCCACUUGCCACACUUGCAAUCAAACAUCCAGACACAAGGGAAUGAACAGGGAGCUUUUAGCUACCCUCGCCAAGACCCACAGCACACCGGGGAGCGCUGGCAAACACAAGACCCCACAGUCGACCCACAGAGCCAACAUGACAACCCCAAAGGCUCCUGGCAAAGACAAGACACCUGCUCAUACACCUAGGUCCUCCACCUCUUCUAGCGCUUCAGGGUCAGGCUCAUCUUCAUCCAAGACUCCUUCUAAACCGAAAAAUUGGGUUGUCCAGCGUCUCAGCAAGAUACUCAUGCGAGAGCACAACCAGGACAGCAAGAAGGGCGGCCUGAAAGAUUUUCUCUCCUCACUUUGAGCAUCUGACCCUUGUCUUUAUGUAAACUCUUAAACAUAAGGGGUUAGACCCACACUUGUAACCUGUUUACACCAAAGGCUAUAGGAGAACUUUGGUUUCCGGAGCCGGUGUGGGAAGUGUUGAAGUCUGCCCACCAACACAACUAUUGCUGGGCUGUUUGGAAUGGCACUCCUGGUAUCCUGAAUGCAGCAACUGGGAGCCCUGGGCUGGCUAUUUCUGCUAUUAAUCAGGGUUACUGUGUCUUCUGCUGAGCCAGUUGGAGGAGAAUGCUUCUUUGUCUAACUCAACACAUGCAUCUAAUCUCCCAAACUGGGGAUGUUAUUUUACGUGCAAUGUUUGAGGAAUUAUUCGGUAUUUAUUAAAUGGCUGAAACCAAACUGUGGUUUGUGGCACGACAGGCUGGUUUACAAGCCGAUAUCCUUCUGCAUUCUACCUUCAGAUAAAAUGUACCUUUUCAUAUAAUACGUAUAUAUAAAACUAUUUCGUAUUCAUUUUCACUUGAUAUCUAAGCUUUUGUAUUUUAAUGUAUUUACUUUCUUUAUUUCUUUGGCCCUCUAGUGGGGAGAUCGGUAUGACAUAUCGCACAUGUCGUUGCAGUUUUGUGCAUGCAUGAAAAUGAUUUUGAAGCUGUGCACAGUGAAGAUAUGUGUUAUUAUCAUCUAAAAUGGGACUCAUAAAUUGCUGUUUACAUUGAAUAGGCACAUCUGCCUAAAACCUGUACAGAAAGACUUACUGACAAUCCAUAUUGUCAAGACUUAACAUUUUCUUUUAAUAUCUUUGGCUAUAUUUUUUUUGAAAGGUUACUCUUUUCAUAUUUUUGUUAAGAGCAGAAAUUUGAAUACAUGUCCUGCAUUUUGUACUUUCUGAUUACUUACCUGUUUUCCAUUAGCUGAUCAAUGUACAGUAUGUGCUUAAAUCCUGAAAUACCUCUCAUUUGUAUUCCACCUACACCGUGAUUCACUGAAAUAAAACAUUUUCAGUCUGUGAAA